AUGCCUACAGAGUCUGCAGGAACCCCCACGGACUCCCGUGCAGGGACUGCCGCAGCCGAGUCCACUGCGGCCUCCUCGCCACUGGAUUCGACUGAGUUGAACCCUCCUACAGAAAAGCCGAAGGAGGAGUUGUCUGACUCGGAGGAUGCCGUGGAAAUGGAUAGCAAGGCCAAUGCCUUGAUGCAUUUGUUGAAAACUAGUUCGGUUUUCGUUGCUAUCAUGUCGGAUAAGAUGAAGAAACAACAAGAGGAGGCCAAGUUGGCAGCAGCUAAAGAGCGCCAACAAUCUGCGACUGAGUCGAAAAAAACAAAGCCUGCUCCUCAGCCUACGCAACGGACCACCCGUGCUCGGGGCGGUCAGGAGCCUGGUGUACAGAAGAACUCGAACGCUGGUGUUGAUGAUGAUGAUGAUGAUGAUGUUGUUGUUGAUAAUGAUGAUAAGACGAAAAGGAAGAGCAAGCCAGGCCGGCCUGCACGUUCCACUGGGAACGGAAAGUCGAUAUCCAAUUACUUCAAAAAAGCCAAUGUCGAAGUGACCGAGAAAAAUCCGUCGGUACAACAAGCCCUUGAACAAGCGGCAGAUGUUUAUGAGGCCAAUCCGACCGCCAUAGGUGAACAAGAGUUGGUUGCAACACAGCAGCCUGAAUUCGUCACCGGUGGAAAGAUGCGGACCUACCAGUUAGAAGGCUUGGAGUGGCUUAAGUCACUCUGGAUGAACGGGCUCUGUGGUAUUCUUGCCGAUGAAAUGGGUCUCGGUAAGACUGUUCAGGCAAUAUCAAUGAUCGCCUUCUUGAAAGAAAAGAAAGUGAAGGGUCCAUUCUUGAUUGCUGCGCCGCUAAGUACAGUCAGUAAUUGGGUGGACGAGUUCGCAAGAUGGACUCCCGGAAUCAAUACGGUGCUCUACCACGGCUCAAAGACUGAGCGUGCUGCGAUUCGCAGGAAAUCCAUGAAAAUGAAGGACCAGGGAAAUAUGGACUUCCCCGUCGUCUGCACUUCCUACGAAAUUUGCAUGAAUGAUCGCAAGUUCCUAGGUCAAUAUGAGUGGCGUUACAUUGUUGUGGUACGUAUGCUCUUGUGCAUUCCUUCGCCUUGUCUUUGUAUGAUGCUAACUGACUGGCAGGACGAAGGUCAUCGCCUAAAGAAUAUGAACUGCAAACUGAUCAAGGAGCUUCUGACUUACAAGUCCGCCAACCGACUUCUCAUCACUGGAACUCCAUUGCAGAAUAAUAUCUCAGAGUUGUGGUCACUCCUCCACUUCCUUUUGCCCAAUGUCUUCAAUGACCUGAACUCCUUCGAGGGCUGGUUUGACUUCUCUUCCGUUCUUGAUACCAACAACCAGGCAGAACGUGUGGAGAAACGCAAGCGCAACUUGGUCACGAGUAUGCAUGCCAUUCUAAAGCCAUUCCUUUUACGUCGCUUGAAGACAGAUGUGGAACAUUCUCUCCCAAAGAAGCGGGAGUACAUCUUGUAUGCUCCUCUGACGGCAGAGCAAAAGGAUUUGUACCGGGAAAUCAUCAAUGGGACAGGGCGGCAAUACCUUGAAGGCAAAGCUUUAGAACGUCUGGAAAGCAAAAGUGCUUCAUCAUCUCGCCCCCAAAGCGUAAAGCGGAAACGAAGCGACAGCGAUGAAUCUACCCCCGUCCAAAGUACGGGAGCCAGUAAAGCCUCUACACCUGGCAGCCACGCAGAUUCAUCCAAGCGCCGUCGUCGCAGCACCCGCCAGGCGACAUACCAGGAUCAGAGUGAUGGAGAAUUUGAUGAACAUCUUCGCAAGCUUGAACUUGGAAUCCAAGAGGAAGAAGAACCGGAGCAUGAGCCUAGUGAAACUGAGCUCGUAGAACAAGAACGGGCGAAGAAUCUGAAACUAGCCAAGAAGGAGAUUGCUCAAAAGAAGAUGCAAAACCCAGUGUUACAGGCACGACUCGCCUGUAACUCACCUCACAACUUCUACUGGCCUUGGAUGGACGAGUCUGAUGCGCCAGAUGAAACGCUUGUCUCUGCUUCUGGCAAGAUGCUUUUGCUGGACCGUUUAGUCUCUUGUCUCCUUGAGAAAGGACACAAAAUCCUUAUCUUCUCUCAAUUUAAAACACAACUCGACAUCAUUGAAGAGUAUGCGACGAACCUACGGUCUUGGGAAUGCUGCCGCAUUGAUGGCGCAAUUGCGCAGUCAGAUCGUCGGGAUCAAAUAAAGGACUUUAAUACGAAGAAGUCUCAUAAGAUCUUCUUGCUGAGCACCCGAGCUGGCGGUCAGGGCAUCAACCUUGUCGCAGCUGACACCGUGAUCCUGUUUGAUUCGGAUUGGAACCCCCAGCAAGAUCUCCAAGCCCAGGAUCGGGCACACCGCAUCGGCCAAACCCGCCCAGUGAUCAUUUACCGACUGGCAACUAAGGGCACUGUGGAACAGACCUUGCUUGAAAAGGCGGACUCUAAGCGCCGUCUCGAGCGCCUCGUCAUUCAGAAAGGCAAAUUCCGAUCCCUCCUGGACCCCGGCGCAGCUUCGCAGGACGUGGAUGAACUUCGCAAAGUCCUCGGCGAAAACGAAUUCGAGCGUUUCGAAGUUGGCAAUGACCCUACAUCCGUCUUGUCGAAUGAAGAUCUUGAUAUUUUGACCGAUCGUUCCGAGGAAGCCUAUUCCCGAGCCGAGAAAGGCCUCGAUCGCAACGGGGCUGCUUUCGUUGCUGUCGAAACAAAGCGUGAUCCCGACGAAAGCAUUCUUUCGUAA
Molecule: messenger RNA, 2721 nt
Organism: Penicillium salamii
Lineage: Eukaryota; Fungi; Ascomycota; Eurotiomycetes; Eurotiales; Aspergillaceae
Source: the annotation of a GenBank genome assembly